AUGACCGUUACCAAGCGGCAGCAGGCACUCGUGGGGCCACGGGAGCUAGCUGGAAAGUUCAGCCUGGACGAGGUCAUCAGUCGCACUGUCCAGGUUGUACUAGAAAGGCUGGACGGCAGGCUGGCGGCCCUCGAGGCGCAGCUCAUUGCUCCGGCUGACGCUCGGCGACCGGCAUAUGCCGCGGUGUCGGGUACUCCAGCCGCUCGCCCCGCCCCCGUACGGGCUCCAGCUACUAAGUUGGGCCCGGGACGGGAUAGAACCAAACGGGGGGGCGGUGCCAACGCGAAACGACCAUCGCAAGCACCCCAGCCCCGUCCGCUGUCUCCGCCUCCGUCUAACAUGGACGAGGGGUGGAACGUGGUGGCCCGGCGGGGUAACAAGAAGGCCCCAUUGACAGCUCCACAAGUGGGUGGAGCGCCGGCGGCCACGGCGGCUCAGGCUGCUCCCCAACAGGUUGACCUGGAUGAGAUCGGGGCGGGGGAGGGCCUCCGCUGUAGGCAGACAGCCAAUGGGGCCAAACUGCUAGAAUGUCCCGUUGCCGACAGUCCCGGCAUCGCGGAGCGUCUGGCGGCAAGGCUCCGUAUGGUUCUGCCUGAAGAGGAGGUGCGGGUGCAUAGGCCGGUCAAGAUGGCUGAAUUGAGAGUGACCGAUGGUGCAGAGUAUGAUUUCAUUGUUGUCGGUGCUGGAUCUGGAGGAUGCGUGAUUGCUAAUAGACUGUCAGAGAUCAAAAACAUCAAUGUAUUGUUAAUUGAAGCUGGAGGAGACCCCCCAGUGGAAUCUGUUAUUCCAAGUAUACACCUAUUUAUGAAGGUUUCAAAAGUAGACUGGAAUUACACAUCCGUCCCGGAUGUAAUGAUGAAAUACAUGAAAAAUCAAGUCGUCCAGGUUACAAGAGGGAAAAUGCUCGGUGGGACUAGUUCUAUCAAUUUCAUGGCCUACACGAGAGGGAAUUCCCAUGAUUAUGAUAAAUGGGCCAAAAUUGUUAAUGAUACAACUUGGAAGUGGGAGAACGUGCUACCGUACUUCAUCAAGAGUGAAAGACUUGAUGAAUCCGAUCUAAAUUGGGUUGACAAAGAACUUCAUGGUACUGAAGGUUAUUUGGGCGUCAGAAAACAACACUAUGAUGCGACAUCUGAAUACUUGAAAGCUUUUCUGAAAUCGGUCAUGAUAUCGAAUACACAAAGUGCUGCUUUAGCAUUUCUCUCAAAAUUUCAGGAUCGUACUAAUCUACAUGUUUUGAAGAAUGCUUUAGUUACAAAAAUUUUGUUCGAUGAUAACAAAUGUGCAACUGGUGUUGAAUUAAUAUUAAAUGAUAGAUUGAUGACAAUAAGAGCAACUAAAGAAGUAAUCGUAUCUGCAGGUGCUAUCAACUCUCCUCAAUUGUUGAUGCUUUCAGGAGUUGGCCCUCGGCAGCAUUUAAAACAUAAAAACAUCAAAGUUAUAUCUGAUUUACCAGUAGGACAAAAAAUGAAAGAUCACAUUAAUGUUCUAGUUUUACAUAAAAUGGGUAAAGCUACUUUAAAUAAGAAACCAGCUCAUCCUUCCAAAUACCCAUUCCCUUUAAUCAUAGGAUACGUGGCUUUGAACAAGACUCAAAAGUAUCCUGACUACGAGAUAAUGACGUAUAUGUUAAAUGACAAGUAUGAUUUUAUUCAUUUUUGUGUGUUUUUCUUGAGCUUAAAAGACGAAAUCUGCCAAGAUUAUUAUGACCAUAGUGGUGACCGGCAAUUGACGUUUACAUUUGUGAGUUACUUAUAUCCAAAGGCCCGUGGCCAAAUUCUGUUGAACACAACAAAUCCUCGCGAUCAACCUCUCAUUUACCCUAACUAUCUCACAGAAGAAAAAGAUAUAGAAAACCUUGAAAAAUAUAUUAAAGAUUACCUCAAAAUUACGAACUCUAGCUUCUUCAAAAGUAUUAAUUCAGAGCUUAUAAUUCCAAGGGCUUGUAACUGCGUACCUGAACAAAAUUUUUGGAAAUGUUACGUGAAAUGCCUGGUUAUCUCUGGCUAUCAUUUUUCCGGUACUUGUGCUAUGGGUGAAGUGGUUGAUUCUAGGUUAAGAGUCUACGGAGUUAAAAAUCUGAGAGUCGUGGAUGCCAGUGUAAUGCCCCGAAUACCCGGAGCCAAUAUCAACGUACCAAUUAUAAUGAUCGGCGAAAAAGCAGCCGAUAUGAUAAAAGAGGAACAUGAGCUGCUGUUGCUGUAA
Bombyx mori (domestic silkworm) is the source of this 2205-nucleotide messenger RNA. Its product is annotated as ecdysone oxidase-like. The record is from RefSeq and is a predicted model, not a curated record. Lineage: Eukaryota; Metazoa; Arthropoda; Insecta; Lepidoptera; Bombycidae. Gene Ontology annotation, molecular function: flavin adenine dinucleotide binding; oxidoreductase activity, acting on CH-OH group of donors. The transcript is spliced from 5 exons. The coding region runs from base 1 to 2205 and encodes 734 amino acids.